AUGUGUUGGGACCCAAUUGACGAGUUUUCCUCCACCAUGCUAACCAACCCCCAGCUGAUUGAGUAUUCGCUGGGGAGUUUAGCCCGAACGAUGGUCGGCUUAGUCCAGGAGGCCGAGGAAGCAAAGAGGACCAAGCUGGCUUUUGACGGGAUGAAGGAUGAGGUGAUCGGGUACCAGCAGAAGGUCGAGGCCCUCAAGAAAGAAAGGGACGCCUUGCUGGCCAGAUGGUUGUUGACGAGCCCACCACUGGAAGCUCCGAAAUUGAGCCCGCCAGCAGCGAACCAAAACCAGAACAGAGCCAAAAGCGGGCUUAUCCUUGACAAAACGGGCCUGGAACCCUUACCGCAGAGACCUCCACUGGUGAAAGAGAUCUCAGAUCCGCCGUCGAUGCAAGAGAGAAGAGAAGUAGAAGAGAAGGAUAAGGGGUUCAGGGUGCAACGGCGAGCCAUCGGCCGAUAA
Messenger RNA from Striga asiatica, 459 nucleotides. The record is from the annotation of a GenBank genome assembly. Lineage: Eukaryota; Viridiplantae; Streptophyta; Magnoliopsida; Lamiales; Orobanchaceae.